AUGGCUUCUCCACCAGACACAAGCAAAACCGUAAAGCUUGAACGUUACAAUAGCUACAUCAGAAAAGUUAACAGCACGAAACUCCUUAACGCAUCUUCCAAACUUCUCUUCCGUGCCACACUCUUGAUAGCUCUCGUCCUUGUUUUCUUCUUCACUUUCAAUUACCCUCCACUCUCCGACUCCACCAACCACCACUUCCACACCCAUUCCCACUUCCUCACCUCCGCAUUCGGCGGAGGCGGUGCAUGGGAACGACAAGUCCGUCACUCCGCUACACCGCGCCGUCCUAAUGGUUUCACUGUGCUUGUAACCGGUGCAGCCGGUUUCGUCGGUUCUCACUGUUCCCUCGCUCUUAAAAAACGAGGUGAUGGAGUUUUAGGUUUAGAUAAUUUCAACACCUAUUACGACCCGUCGUUGAAGCGCGCGAGACAAGCUUUAUUAACUCAGCAUCAAAUCUUCAUAGUGGAAGGUGACCUAAACGACGCGCCGUUGUUAACAAAACUCUUCGAUGUAGUUCCGAUCACUCACAUCCUUCAUCUCGCAGCACAAGCCGGAGUGCGUUACGCCAUGCAAAAUCCACAAUCCUACAUCAAAUCCAACAUUGCUGGUUUCGUCAAUCUUCUAGAAGUUUCCAAAGCAGCGAAUCCUCAACCGGCGAUCGUUUGGGCUUCAUCAAGCUCAGUUUACGGCCUCAACACCGAGAAUCCAUUCUCAGAACUUCACCGGACAGAUCAACCGGCGAGUCUCUACGCCGCAACUAAAAAAGCCGGCGAGGAAAUCGCUCAUACUUAUAAUCACAUCUACGGUCUCUCCCUCACCGGACUCCGUUUCUUCACGGUGUACGGUCCUUGGGGAAGACCAGACAUGGCGUAUUUCUUCUUCACCAAAGAUAUUCUUCAUGGAAAAACCAUCGAUGUUUACCAGACGCAGGAAGGGAAGGAAGUCGCGCGUGAUUUCACGUACAUCGACGAUAUCGUGAAAGGCUGCGUAGGAGCUUUGGACACAGCGGAGAAAAGCACCGGAAGCGGCGGAAAGAAGAAAGGACCGGCGCAAUUAAGAAUCUACAAUCUCGGGAACACAUCGCCGGUGCCAGUGGGGAAACUUGUAUCUAUUCUUGAAAACUUGCUGAGCACGAAGGCGAAGAAACACAUCCUCAAGAUGCCACGAAACGGCGACGUUCCGUACACGCACGCGAAUGUGACAUUGGCUUACAGAGAUUUCGGGUACAAACCAACAACGGAUCUCUCAACGGGUUUGAGAAAAUUCGUGAAGUGGUACGUUCGUUAUUACGGUAUUCAGUCAGGGGUAAAAAAGGAAAAUCCUCUCAGUAACGAACUACCCGAGGAUUCCGCUUGA
Messenger RNA from Lathyrus sativus (Indian pea), 1356 nucleotides. NCBI's taxonomy places the organism in Eukaryota, Viridiplantae, Streptophyta, Magnoliopsida, Fabales, Fabaceae. The record is from the annotation of a GenBank genome assembly.